This is a messenger RNA of Protopterus annectens (West African lungfish), 2883 nucleotides long. RefSeq names its product dynein heavy chain domain 1 (gene DNHD1). The transcript is spliced from 8 exons. Lineage: Eukaryota; Metazoa; Chordata; Ceratodontiformes; Protopteridae. Bases 34 to 2883 code for a protein of 949 amino acids. The record is from RefSeq and is a predicted model, not a curated record.
CAGAAUAUUCAGCCAAGAAUAAAUCCAUUUGCCAUGGCCUCUACAGAGGAUCUACCCUCCCAGUCUCAUGAGAAAUUACCAUUACUCCAUCUUUUGGGAGCAACCAUGUCAGCAGCUAAUGGUGCUAAGGAGAGAGACUACCAAGCCAGAGCCAGCAGGUGGGCUGCUACUGUUCGCCAACGAAUCACUACAAAGAUGAAGGAUGGUGAGAAACCAGAGCCUGAAGACUUGCAGCUGUUAAUAGCAGAAUUAAUUGGUGUGUUUGGCACUGUCCUGCAAAAGAACAACCGUAAUUCUUGGUUAUUUCUUUAUGAAGUUCUGUCUCUUAUUCAGCCAUAUAGUGACUAUCUUAAUGGUAAAGAGGUUCUGCUGAGAUACCUUGAAGGGAUCUACAUUAAGUAUCAGACAAACCAAACUUUGCUUUCUGAUAUUGACAUUUUGGGAGCUAUGGACAAAGCCUUUCCCAAGGAUACUGCUGUAUUAUAUGAAAACUCAUUCAGUUGCACAACUACAAAAGUAAAAAGCCCUCCUAAAUUGAUGCCUCUAAGGGAACAGGUACAGUGUGGCCCAUCUCCAGCCUUUGCUGCACAACCUUUCCCAUUUGUUCUUGAACGAGUCAAUGAGAGCCCAGAGGACUACUUUACUCCUGCCCCACUGUCUGUUGAAGAUUUUCAAAAGUCAUUGGCCACAGCAGCCUUAGAUGUGGCUCAGACAGAAGCUGUGUGGAGCUCCAGCAUUGGACUGAUAUCUUUAGCUCUUGCUACUGACUUACCAGUACAGUUUCAAUCCAGAAAAUUUGAGGAGGUCUGUGCUGAAGUGGAAGAUAAGAGGAAAUCAUUGAGAGAUAGCACAGCAGAGUUCAGUCACAUGGGCAAAGAAGAAAAACUACAGAAUGAGAAGUCAGAACUCCCACCAAUGACUGGAAGACAAGCUGUAGAACUCUUUGUGCAGGACAGACACACUGGAAAAAUCACAUUUGUUUAUCUCAACAUAUCUCUGAAUAAACAUUUCAGGCCAUAUGAUCUUGUAGUUGUUCCCAAGAGCAAAGUGAACCCAGAGCACUAUGUCUUUUCCCCUUUUGGUGUCCUGCAUGUUUACCCAGACCAGAGUUCAGAUGUUCUUAGCCUAGGGGAGUGGCAUCGCGAGGCAGUGAUAUGGAAAACUAUUCAUGGAAUUCCAUUUUUUAAAUACUUCUUGGUGAGGAAAGUUUUUUCUCGCUGGUGGAAGAAUGUGAAAUUGCUAAAGUUCUGGAAGCAAAAGAAUUAUUUACGGAACCACCUUCUGCCCGCAGUUCCACAUUUUGGUGUUGCUUUGCUUCAGGUGUCCCGGCUACUGCAGGAGUUGAAACAAGUCCAUUGGCUUCCUCAGAAUACUUCAAAAUGCUACACUCUGACAGAUUUUCAGCAAACUCUAGCAAUGAAGAAUGAAAGAGCGUGCAGAUUGCUGGAAAAGUUCCUCACCUUUUGUGCUACCAUAUUAGACAUGGUGCGGGAAGACAGCUAUGAAAUGGUUCAGGGCUGGCAAACUCAGUUACAGACCACUGGGAUGACUUUCAAAAAUGAAUCACUUCAUCAGCAUCGAAUCCAGCGAGAAACACUACUGAGUAAUCUUCGAGGAGCAGACACAAUAGUGCAACGUUUAGGUAACAUGGCAGCACUGGUUGACCACAUGAUUACCCAGAAUUUAAUUACAGUUGUUCAAGAAGAGGUCACAAACUUUGUAAACCAAGUCAUGCAGUUCUCAGUGCAACCCUUUACCUAUGUCAGAACUGAAACUGAGGAUGAAAAGUUAUAUCAGCAAAUACAAGAUCAACAACAGACAUGUUACAUGGAGUCAAAUGAAAACUUGAACGGAUCCAAUACUACGUUAACUAAUAUUUCUUCCUACGAUUUAACUGACAAUGAGCUUUCUGUACUUUCUAAAGGCCUAACUUUUAUACCUGCUCAACAAGCAGAUAUACCACAGUCUCUCCUAGAGCUUAAAUAUUUCACUCGCUCUUUGAACUUAAAAAUUUUAUUUGGCACUAGCGAGAAUACAUGCAGUGAUCUUAAACAAACUAGCACCUUUGUACCUGUCAGUAACCCAACAAUACUAGCUUUUAUGAAAGCUGUUGAACACAAGCUGUACACUCAAAACAAGUACUUCAACUUAACAUCUGCUGAAUUUAAAGCCUUAAAAAUCCUUACAAAUAAUUCUGACAUAGUCAUUAAAAAUGCAGAUAAAGGCACUAAUAGAGUUGCUAUGGACACCAGAUUUUAUGAAAGUAAAAUGUUUGAACUUUUAGCAUUCUUUGACUGUAUGACAAUCUGUAGGUCACAAGCCACUGAAAUCAUGGCAUUUAUUUCAGCAGCUCUCGAACAGAUGUACACUGAUAAUCACAUUGAUCAAGAUCUUUAUAAUUAUUUUGGAACUGACAAUCUGACCAUACCCAUUAUAUAUGGGGUACCAAAGGUGCAUAAAUCUUCUAUAUGCCCACUGAUGAAACUCAUCAUAUCUGCUCGUGGUUGGGCCACAGAAUCUAAAUAUCUGGAAGUACUAUUAAAGAAAUUUCUACCUGUUACUGGAACUGUCAUAAAAGACACAGCAGAUUGUAUUCAUCAUUGGUCAGGCUGGUUGUCUUUAAACUCAUCUAAAGACUGUAUGCUAGCCACUCCUGAUGUAGAUUCUUUAUUUACAGUUAUUCAUAGUGAUACAGACACACACUACAUUAGAAAUGCCUUUUUGAUUUUUCUGACUAUACCCAAGAUAAAAUCAACACUAUAUACAAAUUUUUACAUCUUGUUCUUACCAACAACAUUUUUUUAUGUCAAUGACAAUUAUAUAAACAAGUUAAAGAUGUGGCAAUGGGUACCCCUGUCACCAAUACGUAUGCUAAUAUCGUAA